Aspergillus chevalieri is the source of this 1116-nucleotide messenger RNA. RefSeq lists its product as uncharacterized. The record is from RefSeq and is a predicted model, not a curated record. Bases 1 to 1116 code for a protein of 371 amino acids. NCBI's taxonomy places the organism in Eukaryota, Fungi, Ascomycota, Eurotiomycetes, Eurotiales, Aspergillaceae. The transcript is spliced from 7 exons.
AUGGCCAAUUGUUCCAUGAAAGAAGCAUUAACGGCCAAAUACAUCGUCUCCCGACAAUGCGAUCUCCCCAUCCCCCGAAGAUACCCCGAGGCAGACCCUGGGACGAUUAUUCCGUUCGUUAUUGCGACGAUUCUGUUUGCGAUCCGGAUGACUGCGAAGUUCUUGCGACUUGGUGGUGGUUGGGGACCAGAUGAUUAUACCAUUAUUACUGCAUAUGUAUUGGCUAUUAUUGCGUUCGCGCUGAACAUCUCAAUGGUGCAUUAUGGCUUCGGGAUGAACAUCUGGGACAUACCGCCACAGGAUAAUAUCACCAUAGCAUACAAGUACUUCUUCGCCUUCGUCCUCGUCUAUAAAGCCCUGAUCUCCCUCGCCAAAAUCUCCGUUUGCCUCUUCCUCCUCCGCAUCUUCCAAUCCCCCGUCUUCCGCUACACAACCUACACCAUGAUAGCCAUCAACACCGCGGUCGCGAUCACUUGGAUCUUAACCGACAGCUUCCACUGUAUACCUGUGCACCUUGCGUGGACGGGAUGGGCGAUGGAGGAACAAGGAACGUGUAUUAAUUUUAUCGCGUCGACGUUUGCGAACGGGUUUGUCAAUAUCGUGGUGGACACGGUUAUGGUGAUUAUGCCGGUGUAUGAGGUGUCGAGGUUGAAUUUGUCGGUGCAGAAGAAGAUUGGGGUUGCGGUUAUGCUGGGGAUGGGAUUGGUAUUGACGACCAUUGGAAUCGUCCGCGUCGUCAUUUUCUCCCGAAACACCUCCAACACAAACCCAACCUUCGAAAUGGAGCCCCUAAACCACUGGUCCGUGAUCGAAUGCCAAAUCGCCAUCAUCUGCGCCUGCCUCCCUACCAGCCGCGCCCUCUUCGUCCGCGUCCUCCCCGGCGCAAACACAACCCAUGACUCCUCAACCGCCCGCCCCUACCCAACCGCAACAGGGGCUUCGAGCAGAACGGCUGCAGUGUCUGCUUUUGCGGGGUCGGGUGAGAGGGAGAAGGGUCGGAUUGCGAAGACGGUAUCAUAUUCGGUUGAUAUUGGGUCGAAGACGAAGCGCUUGACGAGGGAGUCGGAUGGGUUUAUCCAGUUGAAGGAUAUUGAGGCUGGGGGGGAACGGGGUUGA